Messenger RNA from Fusarium oxysporum Fo47, 1160 nucleotides. RefSeq lists its product as uncharacterized. The coding region runs from base 94 to 1014 and encodes 306 amino acids. The transcript has a single exon. Gene Ontology annotation, cellular component: cytoplasm. Lineage: Eukaryota; Fungi; Ascomycota; Sordariomycetes; Hypocreales; Nectriaceae. Gene Ontology annotation, biological process: signal transduction. The record is from RefSeq and is a predicted model, not a curated record.
AACUAAAGCAAAGUCCCUAGUCUCAGUCGUGGACCCUUCUACGCCUAGCCCACCUACACCCAAGUUUCACCUUGAACGUACCGGCUGAGCUGCAUGGCGUCCUCUGAGGUCGACCAGAAGUUUCUCGGCAAGCUUGCCAAAGCUGUCGAGAAUGACAAUCCUCUCUUGGCCAGCAUGCUCUUCAAGAUUCUAGGCUUGUCGCUCAACCUUGCCGAACAGCUUGUUGCUGCAAAGAAGCAGCGCCGGCCUGACUAUGAGCCAUCACCUAACGCGAUACGGCGCGUCUUGCGUAUCAUAUGGCUCUCCCGAGAGGGCAAGGUAAUGCUUGAACAGUAUGUCAUACCAAUGGUUGGCAACUAUGUCGAACUCAAGGUCCUCGCCUACAAACUUCGUGCCUCCUUUUCACAUAUUUUUGCUCUCUUCGGCAACACACCCUCGGUCUCGAACCUGGGAAGACAAACGCCAGAUGUCACUGCUGUACUGACGCCGCGCCUGGAUAAGGGAAAGGGACGCGCUGCCGACAUGGAAGUUGAAUCUAGGCCCUCCUCUGUUCAACCAACUCACCCCCUCGAAGGAGGACCCGUGUUGCCUCCCCCAGGGUUUGAAGAUCAAAACUUUACAUUAUCGCCCAACUUUCUCAUCCCGGCCAAAGACUACCUUCCUGAGGCGAAACAACAUUUUCAAGAGGCUAUCCAGCUUGCCGACUCGAUGCUCUGGGGCUCUCACUCUCUUCGCCUCUCCGUCAAAACUGAAUAUGCUGCCUUCUUAUACGAAUGUGUUCACGAUGCUGAAGGAAGCCGGAAAGUUGCCAAGGACACUAUCGCGGAAGUUUACGAGGCCACGGAGGGAAUGGACGACGACAUGUUUGGCGAUGCUUGCGAGCUGGUUACGGUCCUGGGCAAGAUGAUGAAACGUGGUCUCGGCACCAGUGGUACUCUACGUAAAGCUCCAGCAGUGAACCAAAAUCCCAUACCAAGAGCCACUCCCCCUCCAGGAAUGGAGAACCCCAUUUGAAGAGGGCACGACCAGCUUCUCACAGUACCCAACACAGACCACAACACUCGUAACGACUCGAGAAAGUUGUGGUAGCUUGACGAGCGGCUCCGAAGCAACUUGGGCGACACCAACUGGGAUGAGCAGAAGUACGGCUCAGGUCUAAG